This is a messenger RNA of Equus caballus (horse), 3584 nucleotides long. It is a transcript of the gene ZNF853, whose product is annotated as zinc finger protein 853. Gene Ontology annotation, biological process: regulation of transcription by RNA polymerase II. Gene Ontology annotation, molecular function: DNA-binding transcription factor activity, RNA polymerase II-specific. Lineage: Eukaryota; Metazoa; Chordata; Mammalia; Perissodactyla; Equidae. Gene Ontology annotation, cellular component: nucleus. The record is from RefSeq and is a predicted model, not a curated record.
CCCGGGGCCCCCCGGAGCCCGCGGCGCCCGCGAUGCUCGCGCCCGGGCGGCCCUGAGCCCGCGCGGGUUCGGGCGCUGCCUCCUCCCCACCCCUCGGCCAGGUAGCCGACGCCAACUUGUCCCUGGAACUCCGCUCGGCCCCCUCUCCGGUCCGGGGCGACCUCGGCCCCCUGAGGGCGGCAGCCCCUCCCGAGCGCCCAGAAAGGCCCCCGGGGGGCCCAGCGCCUCCCCGGCUCUUUCUGGAUGGAGGCGCCUCAGGAAGGAGCUGGCUGAACGCUCCGGCCUGCGCCUUCCAGCCCCUGCUGACCACACCUCCCCCGGUGCAGAGGCUGCGUGCGGAGCAGGAAAUGCUGUACCAGCACAGCCGGCUCCCCGGCGUCUCGGUCUGACUGCCAGGAUGGAGCUGGGGCCGGCAACCGAGACCUUCGUGCUGGAACUUCGGUGUCUUGAAGAUGGGGGCCCAGCUCCUGACACCCUCUCAGGUGGCAGUGGUGGGAGUGAGAGUCAGGAGGAAGAAGAGGCUCAGGAGAGGAGCAGCAGCCCACCACGGCCAGCAGCCUCAGCCCCGAUGGGGGCCAGUGGAAUCACCGAGAAAGCCCAGCCAGAAAGGCAGGAGGUGCAGCUGCAACAGUCAGAACCGCAACCAGAGCCGCGACAACAGCCACAGCGGGAGCAGCUGCCGCAGCAGCAACCACAAAGCCAGCUGUUAGGACAUCAGCCAGAAUUGCGGCAGCAGCAAGAUGGACAAGAACAGCUGUCUCAGCAACAGCAGGAGCUACAGGAAAAACCCCCAGCUGUGCAACUGAAACCACAACUACAGCCGGUGCAGCAGCAGGAACAGUUACAGCCGCAGCAGCAAGACGGGCCGCAGCAGCCGUCUCAACAACAGCAGGAGCGACAGGAAAAACCCCAACCCGUGCAGCAUCAGCGACCGAAACCACAACUGCAGCCGCUGCAGCAGCAGGGACAGUCACAAGAGCAGCCAGUGCCAGGGCAACAACUGUUGCAGCAACAGCAGGCACAGCUACAACCACAGCAGCCGUUGCAACAGCAGCAGCUGUUACAGCAGGCACGGUUACAGCAGCAGCAACAGGAGGAACCGUUACAGCCACAGCAGGAACAGUUGCAGCAGCUACAACAGCAGCAACAGUUACAGCAACAGCAGCUGUUGCAGCAGCAGCAGUUACAGCAACAGGAGCUGUUGCAGCAGCAGCAGUUACAGCAACAGCAGCUGUUGCAGCAGCAGCAGGAGCCGUUGCAACAGCAGCAGCUGCAGCCCCGUCCCCUGGAGCCGGAAGAGGAGGAGGAGGUGGAGCUGGAGCUCAUGCCUGUGGACCUGGCGGCUGAGCAGGAGCUGGAGCAGCAGCGGCAGCAGGAGCUGGAGAGACAACAGGAACAACGGCAGCUGCAGCUCAAACUGCAGGAGCAGCUGCAGCAGCUGGAGCAGCAGCUGGAGCAGCAGCAGCAGCUGGAGCAGCAGCAGCUGGAGGGGCAGCAGGAGGUGCAGCUGGAGCUGACCCCGGUGGAGCUGGGGGCCCCGCAGCAGGAGGUGCAGCUGGAGCUGACGCCCGUGCAGCCGGAGCUGCAGCUGGAGCUGGUGCCCGCCGCCGGGGACGGCGGGGCGUCGGUCCCGGGGGCUCCCGCCGCAGUCGUGGUGGCCCCGCCGGGCUACGUGGUGCUGCAGGAGCUCAUGGUGCUGCCGGCCGUGGCGGCGCCCGCGGUCGUGGCAUCCGGCCCGGCGGGCAGCGCGGCGCUCACGCCGCGCCGGCAGCGGCGGCGGCGGCGCGCGCGGGACCGGCCGACCAUCUGCGGCGAGUGCGGCAAGGGCUUCAGCCGCAGCACGGACCUGGUGCGGCACCAGGCCACGCACACGGGCGAGCGGCCGCACCGCUGCGGCGAGUGCGGCAAGGGCUUCUCGCAGCACUCGAACCUGGUGACGCACCAGCGCAUCCACACGGGCGAGAAGCCCUACGCCUGCUCCUACUGCGCCAAGCGCUUCAGCGAGAGCUCGGCGCUCGUGCAGCACCAGCGCACGCACACCGGCGAGCGGCCCUACGCCUGCGGCGACUGCGGCAAGCGCUUCAGCGUCUCCUCCAACCUGCUGCGCCACCGGCGCACGCACUCGGGCGAGCGGCCCUACGUGUGCGAGGACUGCGGCGAGCGCUUCCGCCACAAGGUGCAGAUCCGCCGCCACGAGCGCCAGCUGCACGGCGCCGGCCGCUCCCGGGGCCUCGGCCUGCUGCGGGGAGCGCGCACCCCUGCCUCCGGGCCCCAGCGUUCCGAGCCGGCGGCGGGGGCGGCGGACAAGGCCCCGUGACCCGGGCGAUCGAGGCCGGCAAGCCCAUGCUGGGACGUCGCCACCCCUUCCGCGGUCUCUCUCGGGACAUCCUGGAAUGUCGCUGGGAAAAGGCUUACAUCCUUUCCCCGAUGACCCGAGGCGGGGAGUGCAGAUCACAGGUUCACCCUCAGAAACGCUCCGCAGGAGGAAAACCCAUGCGGCUGACACAGCCCGGGUAUUGCCCAGCGGUCCCGAUUGGUUAGGGGGCGCCCUUGGGUGAGAGGUCCGCCAAAGGUUUUCCCCGGGAAAAUUGGACUUCCUAGACGCGACAGCUACAGGAGAAAACUUGGCAGAGGCAGAUGUGACAAUUGAUGACGUUUGACACAGAUGGGCCACUAACCAGGGAAUCAAAUAUAUGUGGUAAAACGCACAUGAAAAGGAUUUGAUCCUGGCGAAAAUUAUUCCAAGGGGAAAAAAAAAAAGAUGGGGAAAAAAGGAGACUGAUCUGCACUAUGUCGGAAACUGAUCAAGGCAUUUAAUUGUCCUCAGUGGCAUUUGCCUUGAAAAUCCUUUCUAGAAUGAAAAUUCAUCAGGGUGGAUGUAAUCCUGAUUAAAAUGUUUGUGUUCAUGAACACAGGGUCAGAGUGUCCACUGGGUCAGUGUGCAAAUGCCAGAAGUCCUGCCCUGGGCGGAGGCAGAACCUUCGCUCCAGGGUAACCCAGGGUCCCAGCAAGCAUGCAAGGCUGGCUCUCGGCCUCUUUGCUGCCUUGUUCCCAUGCCCGGGGUCCUCUUGAAUAGAAGCCUGUGGCUGAAGCAGAGGGCAUUCUGGGAGUGCUCUCCAAGGUCCAAAGGAGUGGCCCCCAGGAAAGAGCUCUGGGGUAGCCCUGGCGUCCCCGGGAUCUGCCAGCUCUAGGCUUCUCAGACGCUUGCCCAGGGACUGAGACUAUGGGGUUGGGGCCUUGAGCACCAGGGGCGCAGUUCUCCUGGGCCAGGCUGGGGGUCAGAGGGAGAAUGUUGGAAAGAAGAGUUGGAAGCAAGAGAAAUGCUGUUUACGACGUUUACAAAAGUGUUGGGGGUCCGUAAGAGCAGGAGCGAUCGCCGAUGCCUGGGGAGGGCAGGACGGUAGGGGAGGCUGCCCACCACUCUGCCCCCCACGCUUCCUGCCCCUGACUUCCCAUGUGUGGCUGCUUCCAUCCUGCCCCCUCUUUUCCUCCCUGCUUCUCUUUUACUAACACAGCCUGCUACGUUUUACAAGUGUGUUGGUAAGUGAGAAACAAAAGAUGAAAAAUAAAUUUAAAUGAAGAGA